This is a messenger RNA of Symbiodinium sp. CCMP2456, 402 nucleotides long. The record is from the annotation of a GenBank genome assembly. Lineage: Eukaryota; Dinophyceae; Suessiales; Symbiodiniaceae.
GUCGGGCGCGUGCUGGUGCUACUGGCGCUGUUCUUGGCGUGUCAGCCAGCGAGCAACGCAGACGGCGCGGGCUUUGCUUGGAGCGGGGGCCGUGCCUUUUCCAAGGACGAGCAGCUGCAGGAGAACAAGGAGGCCCCGGCCAAAGAAUCGGAGCUAACAUUCAAGAACUACGAUGAGCAAAUGGUGCGCGAACUGCGAGAAUUGUGCCGGGCGAGAGGCCUCCCCAGCAACGGGACCAAGGCAGAGUUGAAAGCCGCCUUGGCAAAGGAUGAUGAGGAAAGACGACCAGUCGAGGCCAAAGCAGCCUCACGUGCCAACGUCAAGCUCUUGAAGUCCGACGGCACCGAGCUGGACCUGGAUGGUAAGAUGCCACUUGAUGCAGGGAGCAGCUCGAAGAAUCCA